This is a messenger RNA of Cokeromyces recurvatus, 849 nucleotides long. Its product is annotated as terpenoid cyclases/protein prenyltransferase alpha-alpha toroid. Gene Ontology annotation, cellular component: CAAX-protein geranylgeranyltransferase complex. The transcript is spliced from 4 exons. Gene Ontology annotation, biological process: protein geranylgeranylation. The record is from RefSeq and is a predicted model, not a curated record. Gene Ontology annotation, molecular function: CAAX-protein geranylgeranyltransferase activity. The annotation marks the transcript as partial. Lineage: Eukaryota; Fungi; Mucoromycota; Mucoromycetes; Mucorales; Mucoraceae.
CUUUUUUGUUUAGGUGCUUUAAGUCUAUUAGGCGAGCUUGAUUCCAAUGUGUCAGCAGAAAAUAAGAAGGAUUGGAUUGAUUGGAUAUAUGCUCAACAAGUAUUACCAACAGGGGAAAUUCCUGAUGCUAACGAAGCUUAUUGUGGAUUUAGAGGUUCAUCUUGGUCAGGAAGAAAAUUUGAACCAAAUGCAACAACAUGCCCAUUUCAAUACUAUGAUUCUAGUCAUAUAGCAAACACAUAUACUGCCUUAUCGAAUUUGUUGUUGUUAGGUGAUGACCUUUCAGGUGUAAAUAAGGAUGCCAUCAUAAAAACUCUGAGUUUGUUACAACAAGAAGAUGGAAGUAUUGCCCCUAGUUUUCAAAGUUUAGAAAGGGAUGUUAGAUUUAUAUAUUGUGCCUGCUCGAUCUCUUACAUUCUUAAUGAUUGGUCCGGUAUAAAUAUAGAUAAAACAGUUGAACAUAUUAAGCAGCUACAGUCCUAUGAAUAUGCUAUGGCACAAUGUCCUGAACAAGAAGCUCAUGGUGGAUCAACUUUUUGUGGCGUGGCAGCUUUAGCUUUAAUGAAUAAAUUGGAAGAUGGAAUUGUAAAUAAGCAAAAAUUAAUAGAGUGGUGUCUUUUCCGUCAAACAUCAGGUGGAGGAUUUCAGGGUAGACCUAAUAAAUUACAAGAUGUUUGUUAUGGUUUUUGGAUUGGUGCUUCUUUAGAUAUGCUGAACUCGUUUAAUAUGGUUCAACAUGAAAAAUUAAAGGAUUUUUUAAUCGACUGUCAGUUUAAAUUAGGUGGAUUUGGUAAAGAUCCAGACUCAUAUCCAGGUAAAACAGAGAUAUAUGAAAAAAAGAUUAGGUAG